AUUGGAAGGGGAGACGGGGAGGGGAGGGGGCGUGCCCGGCAGCUCCGGGGACGUUGCCUUUCCCCUUGUGUGUACGACUGCCCAUGCCGUGCGUGCGUGCGUGUCCUGUCUCACUCGUUCCCUCUCUUCCACGCUUUUCCCGAUCCGACCGUGGCUCACGGCUGCGACAAUCUUCCUCGCAGAUCGCUCCACGUUGGUCAACCUCUUGGAAAUCUGCAAGACUCCAAGUUUCCGACUGGCUGGCCCUUGCGCAGCUCUUUCGGGCUCGCGGCGCGACUCACGCGUGCCGAAAACAACGACGACGACUAACCACAGUGGUUGCAACGGCAAUUGGAACACGGAACGUGGCGGGCGUGGGUUGUAUUCUGCAUUGCGCUGCCGGUGCCCUGGGCUUCUGGUGCUCAUUUCGCCUUUUCCUUCGCGCCCCUCAUCGUCGUCGCUUCUGGACCAUCUUGCGAAAUGCCACCGUUGCACUGAAUCGACGCCACGGCCCUUACCGCCCCCCCAAGAGAUCAUCCACGGACCACAUCUCGCUGAACCUCCAAGGUCGCGAGACCCCAGGCGGUGCAACUACAAGGGAAAGCAGUCCGCGCGCCAAGUGGCAUAGGGGGAUCGCACAGGUACACGAUACGCACUAGAGAGGCGCGCCGGCUUCUGCGCUAUUGAGAGCGGCAUGAUCGUCCUGAUUUUGUCGAUCA
Messenger RNA from Colletotrichum navitas, 698 nucleotides. RefSeq lists its product as uncharacterized. The transcript has a single exon. The record is from RefSeq and is a predicted model, not a curated record. NCBI's taxonomy places the organism in Eukaryota, Fungi, Ascomycota, Sordariomycetes, Glomerellales, Glomerellaceae. The coding region runs from base 84 to 638 and encodes 184 amino acids.